This is a messenger RNA of Malaya genurostris, 3228 nucleotides long. RefSeq names its product caprin homolog (gene Capr). NCBI's taxonomy places the organism in Eukaryota, Metazoa, Arthropoda, Insecta, Diptera, Culicidae. The record is from RefSeq and is a predicted model, not a curated record. The transcript is spliced from 4 exons. Gene Ontology annotation, molecular function: RNA binding. Bases 146 to 3028 code for a protein of 960 amino acids. Gene Ontology annotation, cellular component: cytoplasm.
UUUUACUCGACAGAUUCUCUUUGUCUCGGCUGUGAAGCGGUUGCAAAUUUAGUUGUUUUACAGAUUAAAAUUGAUUUUCAAGCAAUUUUGAUCUUCAAGUACAGGUUCUGUGAAAGUAGCAACAGUGAACAAAAUACGAGUGAAAAUGCCUAGCUUGAAAGUGUUGGAAGGUGAUAAAAACUGUACAUCUGAUACAUUCAAUAAUUCUAUUGAGAAUACUGGAGUUGAAGGAUGCAAUUCGGCGACAGAAGUUCAAUCAUCUCAAGUUAUGGCAAGCAUUGGGAUCAGUAAUAACGGAAACAGAGAACAUCCGGUGAAUCCUCUGCAACAGAUUAUUCUUAUAAUUGAGCAUAAAAUCCGUAACUUGGAGAAGCGAAAGAACAAAUUGGAGACAUAUAAGGCAGUCGAGAAAUCCGGAAAACGUUUAACUGGAGAUCAGAAGAAUGCCGUAUCGAAGUAUGAAGAAUGUCUAACAUCUCUGGAGCUGACUCGAGAGCUUUGUAAACAAUUUCAAUCGAUUGCAACUGCAGCAAACAAAGAUGCUAAAAAAGAGGCUAGACGAAACGCGUUUUUGAAAGCUCAGCAAGAGAAUGCUAAAGUUAGAGAGGUUUUGAUGAUUCAAGAUGUUUUGAAGCGGCUUUUGGAUGAUAGCGUACAGUGUGAUUUCCGUAAUGGUCAAAAUGGCGCGUGUAAAAUAUCUAGCGAAGAUUUAUUACUGCUUGAAAAAUUACAUGAAGAAAUACAACCCAGACGCCCAACAAACACAUUAGAAUCAACAUUUGUUUCGUCAGUUAAGCAUGCCGCAGACCACCUAACGGCUGUUAUCGAUGGGCGAAAUAAACCAUUUGGAAACAGUAGUUAUGUACAUAUUAAAACCAUCAUUACUAACGUUCAAGAAUGUGGAUAUUUUGAAAAGGAUAUCAUAGUAAUUGAAAAGGAAGAGAAAGAGGAUGAUGAACAGCCAUCGACCGAACAUGCAACAGAAGAUGUUAUGGAUACACCUAAGGAGGUAAUUGUAGAAGGAGGAACUAAUGUUUCCUUGGUUAAGGAAAUACCCACACUACAAUCUUUGGAUUCAGAAAAUGUGUCAACUAUGACAUCCACUUCCAAGGAUACAAAAAAUUCUAUGGACUUUGGAGAGUCACCAUCGGCUGCUGCUGUACCGCCACCAUCAUUUCCUGUGAACAUAAAUAUUCGUGCCAAUCCUUAUAAAAGUCCUUCAAAUCUUCCUAUAGUAGAUACCCCAAGUAUUGCAUCUUUAGUGCAAAACUGUGCGAACACAGGGAUUAUUUCGGGAAAGAUGGAACACGUUCCAACAAAUACCAAUUUUGUUCAAACAGGGCCCAUGGCCAUUUCUGUGAUACAACAUUCUGCUGCUGAAUCAAAACACAUCCCCGAAAAUCAGCCUGGGCCUACCACUGUACAAGCUGUUGAAAAUGCUUAUUUCAAGCAACAUUACAUUCAACAACAAAUGCGCCCUAUACACGAAGUUAUUGGACCUGGUAUAUUCUUCUUCUUGCAAGAAUCUGAAAUAGAUAAACCAGACGCGGUGUCAUCUCCAGCUCCAUUUGAAAGUGGUCAUCCUAUGGUAUCCAACAUUAAUCAGCAGUCUCAUCCACAAAACCAAAUAAUAUGCGACAUAGCGAAUCCAACUAGCCAUUCUGCGGCAGGAACUGAACAUGCAACAGUUUCUUCUAUAAAUCAAAAAACUACAUUGAUCUCACCCCAGCCAGCAGCAUUCAAUAAUCAGCCAUUUCCGAAUAUUGUAGCCUCUACUAUGAAUUAUAUUCAACCAUCACAUAAACUAACAAAUGAAAAAUUAAAGUCAAUUGAUAAUAUUCAAAUCCGACAACCAUCUACUUCCAAGUACAAUGACACUUGUAGUACUCCUAACGUAUCGUGUUCAUCGAAUGUUACAACAAUAGAAACAAGCAUUCAGAAAAAUGUUCCUGCUAUCGUUCAGCAUGAAAAUCAUACAAUUCAUCAGCAACAUUUGCCACAAAUAAACCCAACAAAAUUUAGCACAGGUCAGCAAGACAAUAUUAUGAACCCUAGUCGUGAAUCCAAUGAACAACAGUUCCCAACACUAAUUCAAAGUCUACACGAAUCUUCACACCAUAUACCAGCUAAUAAACGAGCUAAUAGUUUAGUCGAACCUGUAAGAGAAAAGCUUCGAGCUAGUAUUCCUGCUGACAAUAUAUCGAUAAUACCUUUGACAAAUGAAAGUCAAUCAUACCAAACAGCAGAUCAACAAGAAAAUUUGGUCAAAAAACAAAAACAAUCGACUCUAGUGAAACUUGAUGAUGAAUGGGCUGGCAAAUCAACUCAUAAAAGUAAACCUGUUGAGGGAAACUUCAAUGAAAAAUCAGUUUAUAAUUUAUCGAUACAAUCACAGCCUAAACAAACGUCUUCGACUAAUUCAAAAACUGUGAACCACACAAAACAGCACAAUGAAUGCUCAGCAUCGAAUUAUGAAAUAAAUAACGUUUCAGAUGAAUCUAAUUUAACAGUGCACCCACAACAAACUUUACAAACUAAGAAAAUCCAACCUUCGCAUCAAAAUGAACAACGCAACACUAGGGGUAAUUCAAAUCAUCAUUACUCUCAGAAUAGUGGAGGAAACGUUCGUUUUCCUAAUGACAACUGCGCCAGCAACUCAACGUCAACAUUCUACAAGAACAACGAAAGAUUCUAUCAACAGAAUCAAACUAACAAUUUUGUUUCUGCUAAAGCUGAUACAAGUUAUCCUCAACGAAGCACAAUGUUCAAAAAUCGAAAAGAUAAUGCAAAUGACCCUUCAUCUCUAAUUACUGGGUACAGAUCUGCUUCUGGUAACAACCAUUCUGGAGUAACUAAUAAUAAUGCAAACAGUGUGGAUAUCCGGUCUAGUGGCCGCCCAAUUAAUAGUACAAGAAAUACUGGACCACCUUCAUCCCGAUCUCAGCCACGCAAUCAUUCCAGCAAUAGCAACUAUGCCGGCUCUCGAGGGUCAUCAAAUACAGGAAGUCAACAUACUAUCAAUGCAUGAACAUAUUAUAUGAUUGCUUGAUAUUGAAGACAUAUUUUAAGAGGGCUGACAACUUCAUGAAUAGUGUAAAACACACAAAACUUUCAAUUAUUUCUAGGUUUUGUCUUCGACGCAUCUUACUGGAACUAAUAGUGCAGAAUUUCUGUAACUUGUAUACCUAAGCGAGUAUUGAUUUUUAAGUAAACAUUUUGUAUUCAGCA